AUGUCUACGAUUUACCAUGAAGAGGGUAUUGAUCUUUCCGCAUCGAAUCCGUGGGGACAGUUCGAAAACGAAGUUGAGCGAGAGCAGGAUCGUGUUAUAGCGGAACAAAUGCUCGGGCGCAAGGCAAAAAAUAAGUUGAUCCCAUUCGAUGCCAGCAGCGAUUUCUACACUAACGCCCAGAAUUACGUCCGGAGUAACUGGGUUAAGGAAGGUAUCUGGCGAGAAGAAUGGGGCCCAGCGUCGUCACCGGAUUCCUUGCCCUUUUGUCCCACCUCCCACGCGGUGCCAAGUUCUCUAUGGGGCCAUGAGAAGCAGCCAAAGCCGGCUCCCCCAAGCCACGAGUUGGCAUCUCACCCCAAACCUCUUUUUCCAUUAUUUGGAGGGAUGCCCAAGAAGAACGAAGCUACACUCGAUGCGACAACAGCAGCUCAACCCGAAGCCCCCAUUGAACUUGACGCACCAUCUCGACCCAUCAACCGCUUCCGUUCUCUGAUGGCCAGGGAGGUCGAAUGGUUACGAGUACAUCUAAUGGACUAUGCAAAUGCCACGGAGAAAUCCGACGACGAACUCGAAGCCGAAGCCUAUACAAACAUCAAGGACUUUUGGAAGGAGUGCAGGAUUUGGAGGAAGAAUUGGGGACCAAUCCCGGGGCUGGUAUGGGCACACGAGGACUUUCACGAAUAUAUCCGGAAACAACAAGCUGCGAAAGCAUUAGCAGCCACCGAGAGGAAGGCCGUUGGUGAAGAGUGUCUUUGUGCUAAGUGUGGACGUGAGACCAGGUUCCCCAGGGGAAGAACAAGCAGCCCUGAGAACCGACCUGCUCCUGGACAUAAACAACCUGCUCCUGGAUAUAAACAGCCUGCUCCUGGACAUAAACAACCUGCUCCUGGACAUAAACGACCUGCUACAUCACAGGGCACCCAAACUGAGCUACCCGAUGCAGGUGCGAAGCCAUCGCCAAGAACGGAUGGAAAGGUUGUUCAUGCCAAAACCAGCAGUGCCAAGCGAGCUGAGCCUACUGGUGAUUCAAGUGAGGCGGGGAGUAUUGCUAAGAAGGGUCUUGGAACUGCAGAGACAACCAAGCUGGUUCGUGAGGGGCCUCCGGCAAAGAGAAAGAGAUUGUAG
Molecule: messenger RNA, 1125 nt
Organism: Ilyonectria robusta
Lineage: Eukaryota; Fungi; Ascomycota; Sordariomycetes; Hypocreales; Nectriaceae
Exons: 1
Coding region: 1-1125 (374 amino acids)
Source: RefSeq, a predicted model, not a curated record